CAUGUCCCGUGAGGAAUGCUACUCACAGGUGCCCCAUCUGUGAAAAACAAACACAAGCACCACACAUGUGGCAAUGGUGAAUACACCCUCACGAAGUGCUGGUCCAAACUUCAGAUAAAAGACAAGAUGCCUGAGUCGUCGGGGAUAAAAGCUGAGAAUCUUUUGAACAGUUUAAUGGAAACAUUAGCUGACAGUGUUCCUCAGAAGAAAUCAGUGUCAUUUUUUGAAGAAGAAAAUACAAUAUCUUCACAGAUGAAUAGACUUUUUGGACGCCAAAAGCCUGUUCAUAAGAUUUUGGGUGGUGGAAAAUCUGCUGAUGUGCUAUUAUGGAGGAACAAGAAGAUCUCUUCAGGCGUCUUGAUUGGUGCAACAGCUAUUUGGGUGCUCUUUGAAUGGCUCAACUAUAAUUUUCUGAGCCUCACAUGCUUUGCACUUUUGGCUGGCAUGCUUAUUCGGUUUGUCUGGUCCAAUGCUUCUGGCUUAUUAAACAGGUCUCCAUCAGAGAUACCUCGCAUUGUUUUGCCUGAUGAGUUUUUCAUCAACAUAGCUGUUAAUGUUGGCACUGAAGUUAAUCGAUUCCUGGGAUUUCUUCAAGAUGUUGCAUCGGGAAGAAACAUGAAGGAAUUUCUUGUGGUUGUGGUGAGCUUGUUGGUAGCUGCAAUUAUUGGGAGCUGGUGCAAUUUUCUCACUGUCUUGUACAUCGGUCUUGAUCAGCUGCACCAUUUGGGACCGAACUGUGGACAGAAAUUGAUCUUGGCUUUGUGGCGGCCCAUACUCUGCCGGUGCUAUACGAGAGGUAUGAAGACCAAGUUGACAACUUUGUGUAUAACGCACUCGGACAGUUCCAGAGCCAGUACCAAAAGCUGGACAGAGGUGUACUCAGCAAAAUCCCCAAGGGAAAUCUCAGGAGGAAGAAAUCCGAAUAAAAUCCUGUGAUUUGUGUGUGGCUAUCCGCCCUCAUAUGGACAUAGACAAGCCAAAGGUAGCAGAAAAAAUGCUGCUGUGGCCGCCUCUAACUGCUUUCCUCCCUCCAUUGCCACCCAUCCCUCAGAUCCCUUGGAUGCCGAUUGUUCCACCCCACCCUGAAAUUCCAUCCAUUCCGUUGGUUUCCAACAUGUGGGUCCCGCUCUUGACAGCAUCUGCUCCAGAGCCGUGAAUGUAAUGUGGCAUGGCAUGUUCUACAAAUACUAGUGUUUCCUUGCAGCUUUGUUCUUCUCCUCGUUCCGGUUAUUUUUGCAGAUGGUACUGAAAGAAGCUCAUCACUUGAUUUUCUAUGAUAUGAAAAUGGGAGAUUGGCUUUUGAUAUGUUUGGACUGAAGUGAUGUUUUUAAAAACUGAAGCAGAGGUCAAUCUUGCCAUGUUUCCAAAUGAUGUCAUCAUAUAAUUCUAUCCCAAUUCAUAAGUAAUAUAUAGGGAUUUUAAUGAAA
This is a messenger RNA of Magnolia sinica, 1427 nucleotides long. RefSeq names its product reticulon-like protein B8. Lineage: Eukaryota; Viridiplantae; Streptophyta; Magnoliopsida; Magnoliales; Magnoliaceae. Bases 16 to 936 code for a protein of 306 amino acids. The transcript has 8 exons. The record is from RefSeq and is a predicted model, not a curated record.